This is a messenger RNA of Macrosteles quadrilineatus (aster leafhopper), 534 nucleotides long. RefSeq lists its product as uncharacterized. Lineage: Eukaryota; Metazoa; Arthropoda; Insecta; Hemiptera; Cicadellidae. The record is from RefSeq and is a predicted model, not a curated record. The coding region runs from base 1 to 534 and encodes 177 amino acids. The transcript is spliced from 4 exons. Gene Ontology annotation, molecular function: nucleic acid binding.
AUGACUGAGUUCCCAGACCCCAAAAUGGCCGAGGUGUUUAAACGUCGCCCCAGGAAUCUGCCAGAACUGAAAGAGGCAAUACGCCAGGAAAUUCUGCGAAUACCUCAAGCCAUGCUGGAGAGAGUAUACGACAGCUUCAGAGUUCGUCUGCAGCAGUGUAUCAACAGCCAUGAGCACAAUCUGCUCAUGACCGGCCAGUGUGGCUUCAGGGCGGGUCUCUCGACCAUAGAUGCUCUGGAUAAGCUUGAAGCAGUAGUACUGCAUGGAUUUGAGGCUGGAGGCUUUACUGGGGCCACCCUGUGUGAUCUCAGUAAGGCUUUCGACACGGUCGACCAUCGGAUACUGCUGGAUAAAUUUAAUUUUUAUGGAGUAAAGGGCUCUGAACUCAGGCUCAUGGAGUCAUACCUGGCUGGGCAGUGUACUUCUGUAUGGUUUGCGCCUGUGGGGCUCCGCAUCUGGGGUCGAGAGGGUCUUGCUUCUGCAAAAGAAAGCAAUAAGGAUUGUGAAUGGUGCAGAUUAUCUGGACCAUUGUAA